AUGGUCGUCUCCUGCGGAGCUCAUUUACCAUUUUAUGAGACAACUUAUUUUUCUCUCUUUCUUCCCUGUGAAGGUAGAGACCUGUGGGUCCUUGUUGUCGGUCAGUUUCCCAGGGAGCACAGAGUUGGAAUCCCAGAAUUCAAAUACGUGGCAAAUAUGCACGGAGAUGAGACUGUGGGACGAGAGCUGCUACUCCAUCUAAUCGACUACCUCGUAACCAGACAUGGCAGAGACUUAGAAGUCACAAGUCUAAUCAACAGUACCCGGAUACACAUUAUGCCUUCAAUGAACCCAGAUGGAUUUGAAGCUGUCCGGAAGCCUGACUGUUACUACAGCAAUGGAAGGAGCUGGAAAUUGUUAGAAGGACUCCAGUGGAAGGGCACACAAGGAUGGUGGGCUGGAACUGAAAAGCAUUCCCUUCCAGGCCUAGAAAACAGCAAGCUGCAGUUCUGCGUAUCUGCACGUAGGCCGCCUGCAAAGGCGCUUUCCCUGCUUGGCACUUGGGACACUGACUGUCGAGUAAUCUUGCACAAACUGCAACUGUCAACAGGCAUUGAGUUACAGGCUCCAGAGGCCUGGCAGAACGUUACCUGCUUCCCACAAAGGCUGCACUUCAGUGGUGGGCACCAGGGUCUUCAGUGCCUGGCACCACAGGACAUCUUGAGAUCACUCACGCAGCUGUUUCUUGUUCCUUCUCAGGUUACAGUCCCUGGACAUGAGCCGCAGCUUUCAAAGGUGGUUAUUCCUGAGAAAUCCCAGUACCUCAGUGCUCUUAAAAAGAAUUUUGUAUUUCCACUUCAAGGGCAGUUAGAUUCUGUCCUAGGAGCCAAUCCAUCAUGCCCAAUGACCCCUCUGUACAAAAUGUCGCCAAGCCACUUAGCUGCAACGAAGCCUCAGCUGUUCUUAUUUUUACUCUUUUUAAACAUAUUUUUCAAGUAAAUUGUGAAGCUCAAAUCUCAUCACCACCUGGAAUCAGGGAUUACUCGCUCCAGAUUACUGCAACUCUAACUCCCACUUGGGGGACCUCACAACUGGAUAAGAGAAUGGAUGCAAUAAGCAGUGUGUGGUAGUAAUGAAAGGAACUGAUUCAGUCUUGUCAUCUACCUAUCAAGCACUGCCUAUUUACAAUUAAUGCUUAAGUAUGUUAGAAAUCUGUAAGAAGUUAAAUGUGAGAAGCAAAACAAAAGUUCCUACAAGAAAAAAGAAAAUAAAGACUUAAACCAAGCACAGGAAUGUGUGCCAAUAAUGCCCACUACUCAGGAGACAGGAGGAUUACAAGUUCAAGUUCAACCUGAGCAACUUAGCAAGAUUAAAA
Messenger RNA from Octodon degus (degu), 1315 nucleotides. Its product is annotated as carboxypeptidase M. Gene Ontology annotation, molecular function: zinc ion binding; metallocarboxypeptidase activity. Gene Ontology annotation, biological process: proteolysis. NCBI's taxonomy places the organism in Eukaryota, Metazoa, Chordata, Mammalia, Rodentia, Octodontidae. The transcript has 4 exons. Bases 1 to 939 code for a protein of 312 amino acids. Gene Ontology annotation, cellular component: cell surface. The record is from RefSeq and is a predicted model, not a curated record.